AUGAAUGAUAGUUCAAUAUAUAUUUAUAAUUUAACACGCAAUGUAAGUAUUAGCCAUUUGAAAGAAAUCUUUAUGAAUUUUGGAACUUUGAAAGAUGUUCAUUAUAUGACAUAUGAUGAGGAAGGAGAUGACAACAAUAAAGAUGAUGAUAAAAAUAAUUAUAAUGAUGAUAAAAAUAAUAAUAUUGAUGAUAAAAAUAAUUAUAAUGAUGAUAAUUAUAAAGACAAUAUUUGUGCACAUAUAAAAUAUGAGAAUUCAAAAGAAGCUCAAACAGCUAAGGAAUUUAUGGAUGGUGGUCAAAUUGAUGGAAAAAUUAUUUCAAUAAAAUAUAAGAUAAACCAUAAAUAUAUAAAAAAAUAA
Molecule: messenger RNA, 360 nt
Organism: Plasmodium adleri (nom. inval.)
Lineage: Eukaryota; Apicomplexa; Aconoidasida; Haemosporida; Plasmodiidae
Product: RNA-binding protein s1,putative
Exons: 1
Coding region: 1-360 (119 amino acids)
Biological process (GO): mRNA splicing, via spliceosome
Cellular component (GO): nucleoplasm; ASAP complex; cytoplasm
Molecular function (GO): RNA binding
Source: RefSeq, a predicted model, not a curated record